Thyridium curvatum is the source of this 1716-nucleotide messenger RNA. RefSeq lists its product as uncharacterized. NCBI's taxonomy places the organism in Eukaryota, Fungi, Ascomycota, Sordariomycetes, Thyridiales, Thyridiaceae. The record is from RefSeq and is a predicted model, not a curated record. Gene Ontology annotation, cellular component: membrane. Gene Ontology annotation, biological process: transmembrane transport; carbohydrate transport. The coding region runs from base 1 to 1716 and encodes 571 amino acids. Gene Ontology annotation, molecular function: carbohydrate:proton symporter activity. The transcript is spliced from 6 exons.
AUGGGUGGCGGAGUCGACGCGGGCACCGCGUUCUACGAUGCGGCCCUCCACCGGCGCGAGGCCCUCAUGGGCGCGUCAGGUGCUCGCGCUCUAUGGAAGAACUUUAAGGUUUUCCGCAUCGCCGCCUUUGCCUGCAUCGGAGGCGUGCUGUACGGGUACAACCAGGGCAUGUUCUCGGGGGUCCUCGCCAUGCCUGCUUUCAAGAAGCACAUGGGCGAAUACGACCCUUUUGACGACUCGGCGAACCAGACGAAGAAGGGCUGGCUGACGGCUAUCCUCGAGCUCGGCGCCUGGCUCGGCACCCUCCUCUCUGGAUUCACUGCCGAGGCGCUGUCGCGCAAGUAUGCCGUCCUGGUUGCGUGUGCCGUGUUUAUGCUUGGCGUCGUCAUCCAGGCAACCGCAAUCAGUGCUGGGUAUCAGGCUAUUCUGGCCGGUCGAUUCAUUACCGGAAUGGGUGUUGGUAGUCUGGCUACCAUUGUCCCGAUCUACAACUCCGAAGUCGCUCCUCCCGAGGUCCGUGGCGCUCUUGUCGCCACGCAGCAGCUUGCCAUCACGUUUGGCAUUAUGAUUAGCUUCUGGAUCGACUACGGCACAAACUAUAUCGGCGGCACCGAGGUCAACACCCAGACCGACGCCGCCUGGCUCGUCCCCAUCUGCCUUCAGCUUGCCCCGGCGCUCGUCCUCUUCUUCGGAAUGAUCUUUAUGCCGUUCUCCCCUCGCUGGCUCGUCCACCACGGCCGCGAGGAAGAAGCCCGACGGGUGCUCCUCCACCUUCGAGGCCUUGAGCCCGGCCAUGAGCUCAUCGAGCUCGAGUUCCUCGAGAUCAAGGCGCAGUCGCUCUUUGAGAAGCGAACCGUGGCGGAGCACUUCCCGCACCUGCGGGAGCAGACCGCGUGGAACACCUUCAAGCUGCAGUUCGUCGCCAUCGGGAGCCUGUUCCGCACGAGGGCCAUGUUCAAGCGCGUGGUGGUCAGCACGGUGGUCAUGUUCUUCCAGCAGUGGACGGGCAUCAACGCCGUGCUGUACUACGCGCCUACAAUUUUCAAGCAGCUCGGCAUGAGCAGCAACACGACUUCUCUGCUGGCUACGGGUGUGGUCGGCAUCGUCAUGUUCAUCGCGACGAUCCCCUCGGUUCUGUGGAUCGACCGCAUCGGACGCAAGCCCGUGCUGGCUGCUGGCGCGGUGGGCAUGGCGACGUGUCACAUCAUCAUCGCGGUCAUCGUGGCCAAGGAUCAGGAUCGGUGGCAGGAUGAGGCGGCUGCCGGAUGGGCGGCGGUCUGCAUGGUGUGGCUCUUUGUCAUCCACUUUGGAUAUUCGUGGGGACCCUGCGCGUGGAUCAUCAUUGCCGAGAUCUGGCCCCUCUCUUCGCGGCCGUAUGGUGUGUCGUUGGGCGCUUCCAGCAACUGGAUGAACAACUUUAUCGUUGGACAAGUUACGCCGGACAUGCUCCAGGGUAUCACCUAUGGCACUUAUAUUCUUUUCGGUCUGCUCACCUAUCUUGGCGCGGCAUUCAUCUGGUUUUUUGUUCCCGAGACCAAGCGUCUGACCCUCGAGGAGAUGGAUAUCAUCUUCGGAUCCGAGGGCACUUCUCAAGCCGACUUUGAGCGCAUGGAGGAGGUCAACAGCGAGAUCGGCCUCACACGCAUGAUUCGCGGCUCUGGCCCGACCGGUAGCGAAGCCGUUGUUCCCGAAAAGAAAGAGGCCGUGGAUGUGUAG